GCUCCCUCACAGCACAUCCCAAAGCCAUGGGUGAUUCCAGUGCCAAAGGGGACCCUACAGCGCAUCUUUGGGACCAGCCAGGUGUUCGGAACUUUGAUGAUAUAAAACCAAAGGCUGCAGGGUUAACGGUGUCCCUCAAAGUCAGGGAGUACUACCAUCGAGGCCAUCAGUGCUUGGAGCAAGAAGACUGGGAGGUGGCCGUGCUGUUCUUCUCCCGUGGCCUCCACCUGGACUCCCAGCUGGUAGAAUUCUAUGCCUUGAGAGCCGAGGCCUACAUCCAGCUCUGCGACUUUUCCUCGGCCGCCCAGAACCUUCGAAAGGCCUACUCCUCCCAGCCAGAGAACACGGACUUCCUGGAGCGGCUCACCUUGGUGCUUUACCUGAAGGGCCAGUGCCUUUUCGAGCAAUGCGCCUUUCUGGAUGCCCUGAACGUCUUCUCUCAAGCCUCUGAGCUCCAGCCUGAGAAAUACUGCUUCCGUUAUCGAUGCAUGGCCUGUCUCCUGGCCCUCAAACGGCAUCGUGAAUGCCUCUCAUUCGUCACCAAGGAGGUGAAGCGUGGCACCACCAACGCCGACGUCUACAUCCUCCGGGCCAGGCUUUACAACUUCUUCCAGCAGCCCAGCCUCUGCCAUCAAGACCUACACAGUGCCUUGCUACUGGAUCCCAAGCACCCACAGGCCAAGGUGCUGCUCAAGGUGAUGGUGGGCCAGGCCCAAGAGGCACGCCAAGAUGCCGGCAUCCUGGCCGUGCAGGGCAAGCUGCAACGUGCACUGCAGUGUAUCAACUGUGCCAUUGAGAACAACCCUCUGGACCCCAGCCUCUUCCUCUUCCGGGGCAUCAUGUACCGACGGCUCCGGGAGUUUGACAACGCCGUGGAGGACUUCCUGAAGGCGUUGGACAUGAUGACCGAGCACCAGGAGGACCUGGUGCAGCAGGCGCAGCGCCAACUGCUGUUGGCCUACAACGACUUCGCGGUGCACUGCUACCUGCAGGGCGCCUACCAGGAGAGCGUGCGGCUGCUCAGCAAGGCGCUCAAGAACGAGCAGCGGGAGAAAGGCCUUUACAUCAACCGUGGUGAUUGCUUCUUCCAACUGGGCAACCUGACCUUUGCUGAGGCGGACUACCAGCAGGCGCUGGCGCUGAGUCCGAAGGACGAGGGCGCCCACUUGCGCAUGGGCCUACUGCAGGAGAAGUUGGGCUUCUGCGAGCAGAGGAGAAGGCAGUUCCAGAAGGCAGAGAACCACUUCUCAAUGGCCAUCCAGCACAACCCCCAGAAGCCCCAGUACUAUCUGUACCGCUCCAGGAGCCGGCAGCUCAUGCAGAACAUUUUUGGGGCCCGCCAGGAUGUUGCCACUGUCCUGCUCCUUGACCCCAAACAACCGAAGCUGCUGCCACUGAUGACCAACCUCUUCCCCGGCAUGUCAGUGGAGGAGGUGCUUAACAGCCAGGUGGCCCACCUGGCCAGGCUGCAGCUGGACCGGGUGGUGGAGCACAGCCUGCAGGCCGGCACCCCUCAGGAUAUCGUGGGGCGGCUCAAGGAUCAGGAACUAGAGCGCCAGAGGGCCCGGGCCCUGCAGCUUUCGUGGAAGCUGGAGCAGCCUUUGUUCGAGAACUCCAGAGACCUAGAGGCCACUCACCAGUCCCUGAAGGCAAAGCCACAAGGUCCAGAGGAAGAGGCCAAGGCCCCUGGGGAGAAGGAGAAGCUGGAGCCGGCCCCCAGCAAGGAGAGGUCCCUGACCGACAGCUACAUCAGCCAGACCUCUUCAGGCUCCAUCUUGGGCUUCAGGACCACGUCCACCGCAGAGACGGAGACGUCCACUGUCUGCCAGGAAUACGGGAGCACUUCGACCACUGCUGUAACAUUCUCUGACUCUUCACUGCUAAGGACACAGUCCUCAGACUCGGGGUACAAGAGGGAAGACCUAAGCCUGAGCCACAGCCCCAGAAAAACCAAGUCCACCCCAGGCCACAGCCAGAGGCCCAGCAAGCCCGAGGCCAUCCAGGUCCAGAGCCAGAGGCCCAGCAGGACCGAGGCCACCCUGAGCCAGAGCCAGAGGCCCAGCAGGACCGAGGCUGCCCUGAGCCAGAGCCAGAGGCCCAGCAGGACUGAGGCCGACCAGGUCCAGAGCCAGAGGCCCAGCAGGACUGAGGCUGCCCUGAGCCAGAGCCAGAGGCCCAGCAGGACCGAGGCCAUCCGGGUCCAGAGCCAGAAGCCCAGCAGGACCGAGGCUGACCACAUCCAGAGCCGGAGGCCCAGCAGGACUGAGGCCGACCAGAUCCAGAGCCGGAGGCCCAGCAGGACCGAGGCCGCCCUGAGCCACAGCCAGAGGCCCAGCAGGACCGAGGCCACCUGGAGCACAAGGCGAAAGCUCAACAAGACUAAGGCCACCCAGGGCUCAAGGCAGAGGCUCAGAAAGGCCAAGGGUGCCCAUGGCCAGAGCUGGAGACCCAGAAAGGCUGGUGCCACCCAGGACUGGAGCUGGAGACUGAUCCAAAGUCCCAGCAAAAUCAAGACUUUCUAUGACUCAAGUUGGAGCCCCUGCAACACUGAGGCCACUGAGGCCCAGGGCCAGAAUCAGAGGCCCAGCCAGUCCAAGGCUGCCCAGAGCUGGAGCCAGAGCACAAGUCCAGGUUCCGGCAAGACCGAGGUCACCUGGGGACUGAGCCCAAGUCUCAGCAACACGCAGACCACCCAGGGCCUGAGACAGAACCCCAGCCCUGGCAGUUAGGCUGCUGUCUGA
Molecule: messenger RNA, 2741 nt
Organism: Lipotes vexillifer (Yangtze River dolphin)
Lineage: Eukaryota; Metazoa; Chordata; Mammalia; Artiodactyla; Lipotidae
Gene: TTC16
Product: tetratricopeptide repeat domain 16
Exons: 13
Molecular function (GO): protein binding
Source: RefSeq, a predicted model, not a curated record